AUGGACUCCAGGUUGGCGACAACUCUGGUCAUAUCUCAGCAGAGUUCCACCUUCCUCCAGGCUGCUAUCUCAGUGCGACCGGAAACACCACCAGAGCCAUUCUCCACCGUCCCGUUUGCUCGAGAUGACGACUACGUUGCCUGCGGCUCGAUUCUGGGCGAGAUCCAAGCGAGGUGUGCAAGACCAGCGUCGAGAACGGCGCUUGUGGGGCUGGGUGGUGUUGGGAAAUCGCAGCUAGCGAUUGAAUACUCCUAUCGCGUGCGCGAAGAAUCGCCCGCGACGUGGGUUUUCUGGGUCCAUGCUAGUAACGCAUCGCGUCUUGAGUUGAGCUACCGAGAGAUCGCCGACCGUCUCCAGCUUUCAGGACGGCAUGAUGCUACAGCCAACGUCCUGCAGCUGGUCAACAGCUGGCUCUAUAAUUCGAAGCAUGGGAAAUGGAUUUUGAUACUGGAUAACCUCGAUGACGAAAAUUUGCUGGACGACCCACUGCGAGACAGUCAGGCAAUCGACCCCGGCAACCAGACGAGCCCAGUGCACCAACCGCUGAUAGGACUGCUCCCUCGCUGUCCCCAUGGGGCGAUCAUCUUCACCACGCGAAACAAAGCGGUAGCACUCAAAUUAGUUAGGGACCGCGACAUCCUCCACAUCAAUCCGAUGGAUGCAUCGUCCGCACUAGCCCUUCUACGGAAGAAGCUUACCAUCGACACGGCAGAUGAGGAAAAAGCGAGGAAGCUUCUCGAAGUGCUCGAAUUCAUGCCGCUAGCAAUCAUCCACGCCUCUGCUUUCAUACAGUAUCACGCGCCACGGUACUCCAUCGUGCGGUACUUGGAAGAGUUUGAAAACAGUAGCCAUAUUCUGGACCACGAAACUGCGCAGCCUCAACGUGAUUAUGAGGCGUGCAACUCGGUUCUGCGGACGUGGCAGAUAUCUUUCGAUUAUAUCCGCAAUUCAAGACCGACUGCAGCAGAUCUUUUGUCUUUGAUGAGCUUUUUUGAUCGGCAGGGCAUACCGGAGUUGCUACUCCGGAGCAAGACACAAGAGGAGGAUAUGAAUGGCGAGAUCAACAAGCGCCAGAAGGAGGAACAGGCGACGAGAAGAUCGACUGAUAGUGACUUCGACUUCGAAGAAGACAUCCGCACUCUCCAAGAAUUUUCCUUCAUCGCAAUCCGACAAGAUCCCAAGAUCUUUGAAAUGCACAGACUCGUUCAAAUUGCCAUAAAGCGUUGGCUUGAGAAGGAGGGGCUCCUGUCGCGGUGGCAGGAGGUAUCAAUGGCCAACCUGGAUCGCAUGUUCCCUUUCCAAUCCGAGGAUCAGGCCACAUACCAAUAUCUAUUCCCUCACCUCAAACAGGCAGUGGUUGUACAGCCAGCCUUGACAACGUUAAUGCCAAGUUGGGUAUCGCUGCUCAUGAAAGGUGUAAGCCAUGCAGCAUCCUGCGGUGAUUAUCGAGAUAUGGAGCAAAUGGGAAAGACCCUCAGAGAUGCGAGUGAGCAGCUAUUCGGCUCAGGGAACCUGAUGGCUACCUUUUCUACUGAGAUGGAAAACCUUGUCGCACAGUAUCAACGCGACCAGGAGAAGACGAUAGCGCGACACCUGGAAGUAAUCGAGGAAUGUCAGGCGCUCGGUGGGGAAAACCAUUAUCUGGCACUGGAGGGCAUGGAAUCCCUCACUGAUGUCUACAUCAUGCAAGGUCGACUGCAAGACGCUGAAGAGCUUGGAGUAAAAGUCCUUCGGAGGAGCCAUCAGGUAUACGGACGCAAUCAUCAUGUGACAAUAUCCGCUGCGAAGACCCUGAGACGAGUAUACACCAGACAGAGGAGGUGGAAGCCGGCUGAAGAGCUCGCUUUGCAGGACAUCUAUGUUGCCAAGCAGUUGGUUGGCAGUGAACAUUCUAGGACGCUCGAGGCUGUUGAAGAUUUGGGAAAACUCUACAUGGUGCAAGGUAGGUGGCAGGACGCGGAAAUGCUUCUGAUGCCAUUAGUCCAGACGCGAACGAGACUCUCGGGCCGGAAGGACCCUUCUACGCUAGCGUCAAUUGCCUUGGUGGCGGAGGUGUACGAGGGCCAGGGCCGUCUGUCAGAGGCAAAAGCACUGUAUAUACACGUGCUUGAGAUGCAAGGCGAGGAGCAUACAGAAGAUGAUCCAUUCACGACCAGAAUCAGAGCACUCCUGGAGCGCAGAGACAAAGGAUUCGAUGGUAACACAUCGCUUUACCGACGCAUUGUCGAAUUUCGCCAAGGGCCUCUUGGUGACAAAGUGCUCGAGCUUAUCGUCGCUCAAGGGGCUCCAAAAUCGAUCAGCAUCAAGGAUCACCUAGGAGCGAUGUACUACAAGCACGGGAAAUGGAAAGAUGCAGAGAAGGUUUUCUUACAGGCUAUUGAAAUUCGAACUUCCGAUCUUGGAGAAACACAUAUUGAUACUGUUAGCACCCGAGGCAAGCUCGGGGCUGUAUAUAUCGAACAAGAACGGUGGAACGAGGCAGAGGAGGUGUUUUUACGGACUCUGGACGUACUUUCUACCCCGAGCUUGCCGUCGGAAGAAGAGCGCAGCGUUAAUGUCGACGCCAGAAUGAAGCUAGGAAUUAUUUUCGCCAAGCAGGAAAGGUGGAAGGGUGCAGAAUAUCAAUUUAGGCAAGUCCUCGAGAGUAAUAGUGCUAUCACACGACCUGACGGGGAGCAACUCUCUACUGUAUCGACCGAAAUAGGGCUAGAAGCGCUACACAGCGGCCAGAAACGAUUAAGCGAUACAGCAAACCAGUUUUCGGAGUUCCUUGGCAGCCGGGUGUGGAUUCUCGGAGGAAAGCACCCACGAGCUGGGAUUGUGAAAGAGCUACUGGAGCUGGUGGACAUGAUGCAGAAAAAUUUGCAAACGGGGCACGAGCACGUGAUCGCAACCCUAGACCUUAUGAAGCAGGCAGCUUGUGUCACGGCUUCCAUCCAACUGAUCAAUGUCCUUCAGAAUGUGUACAUGGCACACUCACCGGUUCUGAACCAGAUUGACUCUACCAAACAGGCACUGGAGAAGCUGAUGAGCGAGUUGAACACCGCAUCUCCAGAGGAUAUAUCCCUAAUUCGGAGUUCCUACUUGAGUUGGACACUAUUGGUUUCUAUCCUCGCCGCGGCGUAUGCAUUCUAUGUAUCCCACAAAUAG
Molecule: messenger RNA, 3150 nt
Organism: Aspergillus uvarum CBS 121591
Lineage: Eukaryota; Fungi; Ascomycota; Eurotiomycetes; Eurotiales; Aspergillaceae
Product: TPR-like protein
Exons: 3
Coding region: 1-3150 (1049 amino acids)
Molecular function (GO): protein binding
Source: RefSeq, a predicted model, not a curated record